Messenger RNA from Diachasma alloeum, 910 nucleotides. Its product is annotated as proline-rich extensin-like protein EPR1. The coding region runs from base 180 to 746 and encodes 188 amino acids. The transcript has 3 exons. The record is from RefSeq and is a predicted model, not a curated record. Lineage: Eukaryota; Metazoa; Arthropoda; Insecta; Hymenoptera; Braconidae.
CGGGGGCCUUCUCACACUCUGGGUGGUAUAAAAGUUGCCAGAACAACCGCAAUACGGGCAUAACCGUCGUGAUCGCCUGACAGUGAAAAUCCAAAGUGCAACAGUUUAAUAAAUAACUCCAACUUAUUUGUGACAUUUUUCCAUUGUGCCCAGUGGAUACCCCAAUUAUACUCAUCACAAUGCGAGGGCUUGUUUUGAUGCUCGUGGUAUCAACAGUGGCCUGCGCCUGGGCGAAACCCGCCCCAGAGCCCCCAGUGGACUCCUACUUCCCUCCGUCCUCCGGAGGUGGUGGUGGCGGUGGUGGCUAUCCGUCAGGCCCAGUGGACACCUACGGACCUCCCCAGCGGCCCUCAGUCAUUCACAAACACGUCUACGUUCACGUACCACCACCCGAGGCACCAGAGUACAAACCACCAAAGUAUCUCCCACCACCAGCUGCCCCCCAGAAGCACUACAAAAUUGUCUUCAUCAAGGCGCCAACUCCACCUACUCCAACUGCACCUGUUCUACCGCCUCUGCCACCCCAGGAUGAGCAGAAAACGCUCAUUUAUGUUCUUGUGAAGAAACCCGAAGAGGCACCAGAGGUCACUCUGCCGACGCAGGCGCCGACGCAACCGAGCAAACCGGAAGUUUACUUCAUUCGAUACAAAACUCAGAAAGAACAAGGCGGAAGUUACGGACCACCAUCUCCUCCUCAAGACAGCUAUGGACCGCCGCAGAGUGGCGGUCCUGGUGGCCCCUACUAAUCUCAUCAACUUCUCGAAAAAAAAAAAAAAAGAAAUUGCUGCAAAUCUCGGUAACUAGUGCCACCAACCAAAAAUAUAAUUUUUGACACAUAACCGUACAUAAGUUUCCACAAAUGAAUUUGUAAGGAGAAUAAAUAUUUUUUUAUAAAAAAAAACUGAGGAGA